AUGGCUCUUCUCGCUGUUGAUCUCAAAGAGGGUACCAAGACUGUCCAUGCUGAAGCUGAGCGCUCCAAGUUCAUCAAGUACUUUUUCAAGGGUGAGCUUUCUCCUGCUAUCUAUGGUCGCUUCCUCAUCUCUCUGUACCAUGUCUACACUGCUCUUGAGAAGGCCCUUAAUGAUAAUAAGGAUAAUGCCAAUAUCCAACUCAUCUACUUCCCCAAGGAGCUUUCUCGCAAGGCAGCUCUAGAGGAGGAUCUCGAAUUCUUCAAUGGUCCUGAGUGGCGUGACAUGCUUACUCCCAUCUCCCCUGCUCAGCAGGCUUACAUUGAUGCCAUCAACCGCUGUAGCACCACCAAGCCUGAGCUCUUGAUCGCUCAUGCUUAUGUUCGUUAUCUUGGUGAUUUGUCUGGUGGACAGAUCUUGGCCAAGAAGCUCCAAAAGUACAACGACCUGCCCGAGGGUAAGGGUGUUGCCUUCUAUAACUUUGAUGAGAUUGAGGACAAGAACGAGUUCAAGGAACAGUACCGUAUCCGUCUCAACCAGGUCGAAGUCGAUGAAGAGACCCAUAAGCAAAUUGUACAGGAGUCCUGCCAGGCCUUUAUUAGAAACAUUGACAUCUUCCAAGAGUUUGACCAUGAGCUCGUUGGUCUCGAAUUGACCAAAAAAGAGAAGGAGGCUCUUAAGGUCCAGGAGGCGGCCACAACCCAAGGGUUCCUCUCUACCCUUGCACCCGCUACUCUCAUCAACAACAUUGCUGUUGCUGUUGGUUUGAAGUCUAGCGCCUAA
Lobosporangium transversale is the source of this 780-nucleotide messenger RNA. RefSeq lists its product as hypothetical. NCBI's taxonomy places the organism in Eukaryota, Fungi, Mortierellomycota, Mortierellomycetes, Mortierellales, Mortierellaceae. Gene Ontology annotation, molecular function: heme binding; heme oxygenase (decyclizing) activity. The transcript is spliced from 2 exons. Gene Ontology annotation, biological process: heme catabolic process; response to oxidative stress; heme oxidation. The record is from RefSeq and is a predicted model, not a curated record. The coding region runs from base 1 to 780 and encodes 259 amino acids.